AUUCUACUAAUUCUACUAAUUCUACUAAUUCUACAGAGAAAUCAAUUGAGGAUGAAUUGGCAACUUUAGACUCUGCCCAUACAGAUCAAUUUUUAGAAGAAUAUUUCCCAGCAGAAGCCCCUCUUACUACUAAUUCUACUAAUUCAAUUCCUGAACUAGAAAAUGAUGAUGACACUGACAAAGUCUAUGAAUCAUCUGAAGACGAGGAUGAAUUCUGGAGUGCCAUAUUAUCUGAAACUAAUAUUCCUGAACUGAUUUCUGAGCCAGAAAUUAUUGAACCAGUUACUGAGCCAGAAAUUAUUGAUUCAACUCCAGAACCAAUUCCUGAACCUAUUGUCUAUAUGGAUAAAAAACUUGAAGAAUUAUAUCAGGGCGUAAAAACUAAUUGGGAAGAAUGUGGUAAUGAUUCUGAAGAUUUUGAUUGGGGGUGUUUCAUCAAAGAAAUAAUAGAUCAUAAAAACCAUCCGCAAUAUGAUUAUCAGAAAGAUCUGUUCCAUUACAAACUCCAUAUGCAUAUCCAGGUUACAGAAACCUAUUAA
Molecule: messenger RNA, 539 nt
Organism: Entrophospora sp. SA101
Lineage: Eukaryota; Fungi; Glomeromycota; Glomeromycetes; Entrophosporales; Entrophosporaceae
Source: the annotation of a GenBank genome assembly